This is a messenger RNA of Vitis riparia (riverbank grape), 1125 nucleotides long. Its product is annotated as BURP domain protein RD22-like. Lineage: Eukaryota; Viridiplantae; Streptophyta; Magnoliopsida; Vitales; Vitaceae. The transcript has a single exon. The record is from RefSeq and is a predicted model, not a curated record. The coding region runs from base 234 to 977 and encodes 247 amino acids.
UAUGAUGCAGUCUACGGAAGCGCUCAAAAAGUGGUGAAAGUUCCAUCAAUGCCCACAAGGAUGCCAACUCAAUUGCCGGAUAUUAUGCAGCCUAUGGAAACCCUCGAGAUGCAGGUGAAAGUUCUAUUGAUGCUGGCAAGGCUAGCCCAACUGCCUCAUAUCGGACUGUUUACGGAAAUCCUCGAAAAGCAAGUGGAAGCACUGAUAUCAAUGAUGGUAAGCCUAGUAGAACUAUGCAAUACGAGAGGGUCUACGGAAAUCCUCAAAAAGCAGGCGGAAGUUCUGUAAGCGCGGGCAAAAAUAGUCCAAACAUGCAACAAGGACACCAAGAUGGUACCAGUACAGGUAAUGUGUUCUUGGAAAAAGACCUGCAUCCUGGGACUAAAAUGAUGGUGCGCUUCACAAAAACCUCAAGUGCAGCUCAUUUCUUGCCUCAGCAAGUUGCUGAAUCCAUACCUUUUUCAUCAAACAAGCUACCAGAAAUUUUGAAUCAGUUCUCAGUGAAAGAAAACUCCGCAGAAGCCAAGAUAAUACAGAAAACAAUAGAAGAAUGUGAGAAGCCGGCCAUAGAAGGAGAAGAGAAGUACUGUGCGAGAUCGUUGGAGUCCCUAAUCGAUUUCAGCACUUCAAAGCUUGGAAAAAACAUUCGAGCACUCCCAAAUGUGGUGGAAGGGGAAAUCCAGGAAUAUAAAUUUGGAGAGGGAGCGAAGAUGCUUGGAGAGAAAUCAGUGGUGUGCCACCAGCUGAACUAUCCAUAUGCUGUGGCUCUUUGCCAUGCAUUUCACAUGACAAAAAUUUACAAGGUUCCAUUGGUGGGAGCUGAUGGAACCAGAGUUCAAGCUUUAGCAGUAUGUCAUGAGGACACAUCGAUUUGGGACCCAAAUGCUUUGGCUUUUCAAGUGCUCAAAGUUAAGCCAGGAACUUGGCCCAUCUGUCAUUUCCUUCCCAAUGGUCAUUUUGUGUGGGUUCCAAACUAGGCAGAGAUCCGUCCGCAGAAAGCCUCAAACCCAAUUGCUGGCUUGCAGUUUGUGUAAUAUAUUGUGUGCUUUGAAUAACUGCAAGGGUUGAGGAAUGUAUGUCCUAUGAGCAAUAUUAUUCAGCAAUGAGUGACUCUCCCUUUUCUUU